CAUUGCUCAGAUAUACAGGACGGGACCUUUAGCAUUGAUAGGUAAAUAAUAACUUAAGUAAAAAUACUAAAACUACAAAUCAUAUUUGAAAUAAUUAAUCUGUGACACAGAUUCAAUUGGUAUCAUAUUAAUCUGUGUUAAAUUCUGUCAUAUUGUGAAAUUGUGAAUUAUUGUGAUCCUGAAAAGUAAAAUGGACGUAAUGGAGGAAGCGAUUAAAUUUAAGCCCAAAAAGAAGAAAAAUUUACGACAAAGAGUGAAACUAGAAGAUGAAGAAUCUGAGGAGGAAGAGUUUAUUUUAGCUAGAUUGGAAGAAGCGAAGGAGAUCCAGAAACUUCGAGAAAGGCCGAAUGGUAUUAGUGUUGUUGCUUUAGCGACUGGACAGAAACCUUCUUUGGUGGAAGAAGGGUCGUGUAAGGACCCAUAUAAUGUUAAAGCUGGGGGCAUGGUAAAUAUGCAGGCUUUGAAGAGUGGUAAAGUGAAACAAGUAGAGGAUGCCUAUGACACGGGAAUUGGUACCCAGUUUUCUGCUGAAACUAAUAAACGGGAUGAAGAUGAAGAAAUGAUGAAGUACAUAGAGGAACAGCUAGCGAAACGAAAAGAGGGGCACGAUCAUGAUAAAAAGGAUUGUGAUGACAGUGACACACUAAAAUAUUUUCCACCUGAGGAAGCUGCAUUACUGUCCCUACCUGAACACUUACGAGUAUCUUCUACCCAUAGAUCUGAAGAAAUGCUUUCUAAUCAAAUGCUUAGUGGAAUUCCGGAGGUGGAUCUUGGUAUUGAUGCCAAAAUUAAGAACAUAGAAGCUACAGAGGAAGCCAAAAUGAAGUUGUUGUGGGAAAGGCACAAUAAAAAAGAUGGGCCUUCCCAAUUCGUACCUACAAAUAUGGCAGUAAAUUUUGUACAGCACAAUAGAUUUAAUUUGGACAGUGUUAAUUCUAAAAAGAGAAAAGUUGAAAAACCAGAAAUUACAAAGACAGCAGCGAAUGUAAUAGAUGAUAGUGUUAAUAAAAUAGUUAAAAAAGCAAAGGGUGAACGGGCUACAGAUGACUAUCACUAUGAAAAGUUUAGGAAACAGUUCAGGCGCUACUAAAGGGAAAAUUAUGUGUCAAAAAUGGUUACACUUUACCAGCCAUGUAGCAACACAAGGGUAUUUUUUAUGAAAAUGAAAAGCAUUUGUAAUUUAUAUUUCAUAUCCGAUAAUUGGCGUCCUUUAUUUAAACUGUAGUUAGAAAAUAUCACAUUCCCGCCCCGCUGGUGAAUUACAGAGAUCAGUCUGUAGAUUUCGUACUUACCUUUUUUUUUAAUAGUCAAUUCUAUCAAUAAAAACACCUAUCACACACACUUUUUCGUUUAAGUUAUGCUUUAAUAAAUAAUUAAGUUAUAUGGUAAAA
Pararge aegeria (speckled wood butterfly) is the source of this 1391-nucleotide messenger RNA. RefSeq names its product telomere length and silencing protein 1 homolog. Gene Ontology annotation, biological process: mRNA splicing, via spliceosome. The record is from RefSeq and is a predicted model, not a curated record. Gene Ontology annotation, cellular component: spliceosomal complex. NCBI's taxonomy places the organism in Eukaryota, Metazoa, Arthropoda, Insecta, Lepidoptera, Nymphalidae. The coding region runs from base 191 to 1090 and encodes 299 amino acids. The transcript has 2 exons.